Nematostella vectensis (starlet sea anemone) is the source of this 1209-nucleotide messenger RNA. RefSeq names its product ribosomal RNA small subunit methyltransferase H. Gene Ontology annotation, molecular function: rRNA (cytosine-N4-)-methyltransferase activity. Gene Ontology annotation, biological process: rRNA base methylation. NCBI's taxonomy places the organism in Eukaryota, Metazoa, Cnidaria, Anthozoa, Actiniaria, Edwardsiidae. Bases 11 to 1147 code for a protein of 378 amino acids. The record is from RefSeq and is a predicted model, not a curated record. The transcript has 3 exons.
CACGACAAAGAUGGCAGCCGGAUCUUUAUUGACGCAGUUUGGCCGAAUAUUCUUUAUUUUCUCUCGUCGGAAGCGACGAUUUUUAUCAACUCAGGCUGAAACACAUACUCUACAUAUUCCGGUGAUGAGCAGGGAGUGCUUGGGGUUUCUAGCUCCAAAGGACGGAGAGGUCUUUGUUGAUGCAACGUUUGGUGCUGGUGGUCACACCUGUGCAAUUCUCAACUCUGCAAAAUGUAAAGUAUUUGCAGUUGACCGGGAUCCAGUUGCAGUAGAAAUAGCUCAAGUCCUGUCCACUAGACCAGAGUAUAAAGGUCAACUUAUUCCAUUACAGGGAAAAUUCAGUGACUUGUUUGAGCUUCUUUCAAAUAAUGGCAUCAAGAAAGAGUCAUUAGAUGGAAUGCUUCUGGACAUUGGGCCAUCAUCAAUGCAAUUUGAUGACCCUUUGAGAGGGUUUUCUUUGAGUAAAGAUGGCCCCCUUGAUAUGAGAAUGGACUCUGAAAAUGACACAAAGUCAUCAAGAAACUCCUCUUUCACAGCUGCUGAUGUUGUAAAUUCAAUAAGUGAGCGUGAACUCAUCUCUGUGCUAAGGCAUUAUGGAGGAGAGCGAGAUGCGGCUCGGAUCUCACGUGCAGUCAUCAAAGCAAGAGACAGGGAGCACAUCAUGACAACAAGACAGUUAGCUGCCAUUGUUGCAAAUGCAGUAGGCUUUGGACGAAAAGAUAAGUUGAAUCGAUUUGCACACCCUGCUACAAAAACCUUCCAAGCUCUCCGAAUCCUUGUCAACGAUGAACUUAAUGAGCUUCAUAAAGCUCUUAAAGCAGCAAAAAAACUGCUAACACCUGGAGGACGUUUAGUGGUCAUCUCGUUUCACUCUGCUGAGGACUCCAUUGUCAAACACUUCCUCAAAGAUGAGGCAACGAGAAAAACGAGCAAAACCAUGUCUGAUAGUGACUCUAUAACCUGGCUACCACUGCACAAGAAAGUUGUCUCGCCAUCCGAUGAUGAGAUAUUCUUCAACCCAAGGUGUCGGUCGGCUAAAUUGAGGGCUGUUGUGAAAACUAACAAAGAAGUCCUUGAACUAUGUCAGUUGACCCACUUGCUUAGCAAGUCAGCGUCCGAGAGUAUGACCAAGGAACCAAAUUUAUAAAAUUAAUCAAUUUAUUGUCUAUAUUUUCACUGUGAAAAGCAUUAAACAAUACAACAUAAUAA